CAAGCCAGCCGAACAGGAGGAGAGACCAAGUAAAUUUCAAUUUCCAUUUCCGUAUGGCCUCGCUCGCUAUUUUCACUGCAUCCAAUGAGCGCUUGCGGCUGUCCGUACCCCGCCGACCGGUUCAUCUCCCCUCUGAAACGCCCACAAAAGGGUCCGGCGAUCAACCCGUCGCUGUCAUCGACAUUCUCCGCCCGCCCUAGUGUCUUUUUAUGCUUCCCCGUCAGAGGGCCCACUCAUUCUUAUCAGCAGCUGCAAUGGAGGCUUCCGUCUUACGCGAGCAGGGCGGAGCACGACGAGCAAGAGGAGCGCGCGGUCCACUACGAGGUUGAUGUAGUCUCUUGGCGAGAGCGCCGAAUUAGGGCUAAAGCUCUCGUCCACGCUGAUGUGGAUGCCGUGUGGAGAGUGCUCACUGAUUAUGAGCGGCUUGCCGAUUUCAUCCCAAAUCUUAUCUAUAGUGGAAGGAUUCCCUGCCCAGAUGUGGGCAGGAUAUGGCUGGAGCAGAGAGGCAUGCAAAGGGCUUUGUACUGGCAAAUUGAGGCUAGAGUGGUCUUGGAUCUUCAGGAAUUCAAUAACUUGGAUAAUGAAAGGGAGCUGCAAUUCACUAUGGUUGAUGGAGAUUUUAUUAAAUUUGAAGGGAAAUGGUCUGUUAAAACUGGUCCAAGGUCAUCUACAGCAAUUUUGACAUAUGAAGUCAGCGUGAUACCAAGAUUUAGCUUCCCGGCCAUAUUUCUUGAGAGAAUUAUCAGAUCUGAUCUUCCAGUGAACCUUCGGGCUGUGGCCUGCAGAGCUGAAAAAUGUAUUGAAGAUAGUCAAAUGACACCUUUGCCAGUAAAUACCAAAAAUUCAAGCCUUUCAUCUACCAUUCUCUCGCAAAUAAUGAAUUUUUCUAGUGACAUGAGUGAGACUGAUAGCCAGAACUUGGAAAAGUUAAAGGAAAGUCGUGCAGGUCAUGCCUUUGGUUCUGUUCCUCCUUCAAGUAACAACGAGUUUAGCAGAAAAUGUGGUUUGUUUGGAAAAUUCUGUAGACUAGAUAAGUUAUGUAUGGCGGAUGAAGUCCAUUUACGGAAAUUUAAUGGCCUAUUGGAAAAUGGUGGUUCUCAUCAUUGUGUAGUUGCUAGCAUCACUGUUAAGGCACCAGUUCAUGAUGUUUGGAAUGUUCUCACCGCCUAUGAGACACUGCCGGAGAUUGUUCCAAAUUUAGCUAUCAGUAAAAUUCUGCUGCGGGAUAAUAGCAAGGUUCGCAUUCUUCAGGAAGGUUGCAAAGGCCUCCUCUAUAUGGUUCUCCAUGCACGUGUUGUUCUGGACUUGCAUGAAAAGCACGAGGAGGAGAUCAGUUUCGAGCAAGUUGAAGGAGAUUUUGCUUCAUUCCAAGGAAAAUGGCAAUUGGAACAGCUUGGGGACCAGCACACUUUGCUCAAGUACAGCGUAGAGUCAAAAAUGUGCAAUGAUAAUUUUCUGCCAGAGGCCAUUGUGGAAGAGGUAGUAUAUAAAGAUCUUCCAUCAAACUUAUGUGCUAUACGUGAUUUUGUUGAAAAUAGAGUAAAUGCUAUGAGUGAUCCUCCAACUAAGGCAAUGGCCCCAGCUGAGGAUGAUGUGCAUAUGACUGAAGAUAUUCUAAAAGAGAAUAUUUCUAGCAUGAGCUCUAAUACAUUGAAGUACAGGCCUAGAGUUCCAGGCUUGCAAAAGGAUUUAGACAUCCUCAAAACUGAGAUUGCUAGAUUUGUAUCAGAACAUGGUCAAGAAGGUUUCAUGCCAAUGAGAAAACAACUGCGCUUGCACGGAAGAGUGGAUAUCGAGAAAGCAAUCACUCGAUUGGGUGGAUUUAGGAAGGUUGCUAGUUUGGUGAACCUUUCGCUUGCUUACAAACAUAGAAAACCAAAAGGUUACUGGGAUAGCCUUGAAAAUAUGCAAGAAGAGAUAAGUCGAUUCCAGAGAAAUUGGGGAAUGGAUCCUACCUACAUGCCAAGUCGAAAGACAUUUGAGCGUGCAGGGCGUUAUGACAUUGCCCGAGCACUGGAGAAAUGGGGCGGCUUGCAGGAAGUUUCCCGCCUUCUAUCUCUUGAGGUAAGGCAUUCCAGAAAAACGGGAGAUCGUGAUGGAGAGAAUCAACGGGAUUCUAAGGUUUGUGAGACCGAGGACCACAGAACGGUAUCACAUAAGCCAAUUAUUUCGCAAGAUACGCAGAAAUGGCUCACAAAACUUAAAAAUUUAGACAUAAAUUGGGUGGAGUAGAAACUAUACUACUAUCUCAUUCUCCUCUUCUUCGGCCUUUUCGGUCUUAGUUAUAAUAUUUUUGGAUUACGUUUGGCCUGAUUGUCUCAAAGCGAGCAUUUAAUCUUUUCGACUAAAAUUUUCUACCCCCGGGCUUUUCACGUAUUCUAUCAUUCCGAUGUAAUUUUCUGUAGAAAAAAAUGGAAAAAAUCCCUCAUUUUUCUUGUUUUGUGUCACAUGUUGACCGGAUAUUCUUAAGUUAAUGCAACUCGAUUUUACCUAU
Molecule: messenger RNA, 2494 nt
Organism: Phalaenopsis equestris
Lineage: Eukaryota; Viridiplantae; Streptophyta; Magnoliopsida; Asparagales; Orchidaceae
Exons: 10
Coding region: 85-2232 (715 amino acids)
Biological process (GO): regulation of photosynthesis, light reaction
Source: RefSeq, a predicted model, not a curated record